AUGAAGGUUGCUUGUAAGGCGCCUCAUGGCGCGUUAGUGCGUAUAUUUAGGCGUUUUUGCUACUCAGAUGCCAUCAUAACCGGGCGAUUUGCUUGUCUGUCCACCCUCGCAACGCCUCAAGGCAGCCGCACCAAGCAAACUUUUGGCAUCCAGGGAUCGCAUCUGAAUUGUUUCAGACGGUUUUCCACGGUUCAGUCUCACUCUGGUGUCACCUCUGAGGCUGAUAUAGAGCCUGGAAAUGACAUAUUUGCCUCUGCAACUGCCGAGGGUCAUGGCACGGCAAAGGCCAACAGGGGGGCCGUUUCAACUGCGGAAAUCCUAGCAACGUGUGCUGAACUUGCCGAGGCGAUAGUAUUUGACAGGAACAAGCAUUCGGCGCGCAUAAGGAAUCUGGUAUCAUCCCUCGGACCUAAAACGUUCACCGAUGCGUUGCAGGAGCUGGACUGCCUGAACAUAUUGGACACAAAAAAGCGCGACGCUCCGAAGCUGACCGUAGAGAACCUUGUUGGCAGCUUGUCCAUGCUGUCAGAGGUGUGCUACGUGUCAGCAGCUGCGGGGAUUAAGGUGCCGGCCAACCUGUUGCUGGGCUAUGCCGCCACUUUGCAGCAGGCGCUUUUGCAGCUGCUGACUAACAGUGCGGAAGACACGUCCAAAGCCCCAACGUCUCUGCAGUUUAACUCAAUUGCUCUAUCCUGUACUGGAGAAGAGCGGAAUACUUUGUUGGAAGGGAUUUCGGACUCCUUAGGGCUCAUACUGCUAAGCGCCGCCGAGUCGGGGAUUGGCCCUGACGUGCUGCCGCUGUGCAAUGAACUGUCAUCAGAGAACACUCUCGCAGGGUUCAUCGCACAGGCAACUGGGAGCUGUAUAAAUUCUGUGGCGUUUGUGCGUGCCAUGCGUGCGCUAGAGUCAACUGGCAAAGUGGACGGCGGUAACCCAGAGCUGACGGAGAUAUUGCCGUCGCUGCGCCAAACCCUCACGGCGCUAUCGAACAAAGAGAUGACCAUGACACUCCGCGAUUUGUUCUACUGCAAGCUGUGGAUUACGUGUGUAACGGGCCACAAUACUGACUUCGAAGGCGAACUGGAUCAUAUGGGCCGCAGCUUCGUGGACAACGUGGCCACGAUUGACCACAUCGUGGAGGCCACUGGAAGCAUCAGUGACGCAGAUACGGCCAUGUAUGCCCAGCUGAGGAGGGACAAACGUGAAGUUGACCUAGACUACCUCACCCUGGAGCCGUUUGUGUUCCCACUGAUCGGCUUCUCCGAUAAGGCACUGUACGAAGCCGAUGUUCCCGAGUCCUAUUUCGAUGCUGAUGCACGCGCAAACAAGCGCGAAUGGCUCAAAUGGCGAAGCGCCAUUGCUGAGCUCAACGAGUGGAAGAUCGUGGAGGUGCGGCUGUGA
Messenger RNA from Babesia bigemina, 1401 nucleotides. RefSeq lists its product as hypothetical. The coding region runs from base 1 to 1401 and encodes 466 amino acids. The transcript has 2 exons. The record is from RefSeq and is a predicted model, not a curated record. NCBI's taxonomy places the organism in Eukaryota, Apicomplexa, Aconoidasida, Piroplasmida, Babesiidae.